AUGACCUCAUUGGCGUGGGAGCUUCGAACCCCGAGCUCUGGCAACCACACCGCUGUCCAUGAACGCGGGGCCAUGAUAUCUGGACGGAGUCUGGCCACGGCGACCAGGUAUCCCGGCCUCGUGCUGUCAACCAUCUCGCUCAGACAAUCCCUUCCGGCCACCUUUGUGCGGCGGAAAGGCGGUCAUGCUCUCCUUCGAAGACCUCUAUGCCGUGCUUGGCAGAGUACGGUAGCUCCUCUCACGCCUCCGUCGACCCCGUUUCCGUCUUCGCCCGCGUCCGAGCCAGCUUCGUCGUCUUCUGCAAGCAGAGAGCAGGAGACGGGCCAUUUCGAUGUGAAGCCCAACGAGUCGCUCUUCUUCUUUGAGAACGUCUUCCCCCGAAAGCUGAGCUUUCUUCUGAGAUACCCCACGGAAACCGAUGGUGACAUGACGGCCCUGCUGCGCCGCUUCCACAGCCCGGCUGGCGGCGGCGGCUUUAGCCUGGACCCGAUAUCCUUUGUCAAGAGGGCCGUUCCCGGGGACCUACCUGUCAAGGUGACUGAGAUUGUGCCGCGCCUGAAAGACGGAGGCGCAUUUGUCAAAGUUCAACACGACGCGAGCACCAGCCCGUCAGACAUCGAAGCAAAACUCUUGGAGACGCUAGAGCGGCGUCCGCUGAAACCAUGGUUCAGCCCCUUUCGGGGAGUCAAGGCCCGCCGUGUCAAGGGCACCCCGUGGCUCGAAGAUCUGUACCGAUUUCCCUCGAACCUGAUCAAGGUCGAAUUUGUGCCGCCCGAGCCUGGCGCGAUGGCCGAAGAGUUGUCCGAGGAGACCCUGUACAGCAUGUUCCGUCGCUAUGGCAAGAUUGCCGACAUUGUUCCCCAGCCGUUUGAUUCCAAGGUCGUGCCAAAGUACGCGCAGGUCAGCUUCGCCAGACUGAGCGACGCCAUCAUGGCCCGAAACUGCAUGCACGGAUUCGUCGUCGCCGAGCCCAUGGGCGGAGGCAAGUCCGGGACUCUCCUCCGGCUGUCGUAUGUCAAGAGGGUCAAGGCGCACAGCAUCUGGAACUGGCUGACGAGCCACCCGCGCAUCGUCAUCCCCAUCCUGGCCGCCCUGUUGGCCGGUGCUUCGGUCAUGAUUUUCGACCCCAUUCGCGCCUUUUUCAUCAAGCUCCACGUGUCGCACUCGCUGAGGUUCACCGAGUCGCGCCUGUACAAGUGGUUCAAGUCUCGGACAGGCAGCCUCUCUCGCAGGCGCAAUGCGGACGGCUUGAACACGGUUUGGAACCACCGGCGGGACCUCAUCGAGCAGCUCCGAAACUGGCUCGACGGCAGCUCCGACACGUUCAUCGUCGUCACCGGCCCCCGGGGCUCGGGCAAGAUCGAAAUGGUCAUGGACCAGGCCCUGGCCGGGCGCAAGAAUGUCCUCCUGAUGGACUGCAAGCCCAUUGUGGACGCGAGCGGCGAGGCUGGCACCAUCAAGCGACUAGCGUCUGCGGUUGGGUUCCGCCCCGUGUUCUCAUGGGCAAACAGCAUGAGCAGCCUGAUCGACCUGGCCGUGCAGAGCACCACGGGCGUCAAGGCCGGCUUCUCCGAGACGCUCGACACCCAGGUCAGCAAGAUCCUGCACACGACGGCCGCCGCGCUCAAGCAGAUUGCGCUGUCGGCCCGGUCCAAGCACGACAAGGACGCGCAGCUGUCCGAGGACGCGUAUCUCGAAGCCCACCCGGAGAAGCGACCCGUCGUUGUCAUUGACAACUACCUGCACAAGAACGAGGGCAUGACGAUUGUCUACGACAAACUUGCCGACUGGGCCGCCUCCCUCGUCCAGAACAAGGUUGCCCACGUCAUCUUCCUCACCUCGGACGCGUCCUCCUCCAAGCCGCUCUCCAGGGCAAUGCCCGACCGCGUCUUCCGCACGCUGCCGCUCGGAGACCUGGACCGCGAGGUGGCCAAGAACCUGGUCGUCAGCAGGCUCGCGCAGGACGGCCCCCCGCGCGCAGAGCCAUCCGGGCGCGGCGGCGGAGACGAGACGGCCAAGCGCAUGGACCUGACGGGCCUGGACGAGUGCGUCGAGACGCUGGGCGGGCGUCUGACGGACCUGGAGUUCCUGUCGAGGCGCAUCAGAGCCGGCCAGACGCCGCGCCAGGCCGUCGACGAAAUCGUCAGCGAGACGGCCACCGACAUUGUCAAGAUGUUCCUCGUGGGGGGCAGGGCGGCCGGGCCGGACAGGAAGUGGUCGCCCGAGCAGGCGUGGCACCUCAUCAAGUCGCUCGCCGACGCGCCCUCCCUGCGCUACCACCAGGUGCUCCUCUCGCCGGCCUUUGCCGCGUCGACGUCGAGCAGCGCCGCCGACGGCGAGGCCGCCCUCGAGGCCCUCGCCGGCGCGGAGCUCAUCGCGCUCACGUCGCACCGGGGCCGGCCCAAGCUCAUCAGCGCCGGCAAGCCCCUCCACCAGGCCGCCUUUGCCCUCCUCGUCGCCGACCGCGUGCUCAGGGCCAAGAUGGACAUGGCCGUCGUCAGCGAAAUGGCCAAGGCCGAGGCCAAGACCAUUGACGCCGUCGAGACGGAGCUCUCCGUCCUCGGACGGCUGCCGAGACAGACGCUCGAGACGGCAGGCAGGGUCACGUACCUGCUGAGCAAGCUCGACGCCAGCCAGCGCAGGAUAGACGAGUUGGACAGGCAGAUGGUUGGGCUGAAGAAGGUCCUGGCAGAGGAGUAUUAG
Molecule: messenger RNA, 2703 nt
Organism: Metarhizium album ARSEF 1941
Lineage: Eukaryota; Fungi; Ascomycota; Sordariomycetes; Hypocreales; Clavicipitaceae
Product: Mitochondrial escape protein 2
Exons: 4
Coding region: 1-2703 (900 amino acids)
Cellular component (GO): mitochondrial inner membrane
Molecular function (GO): RNA binding
Source: RefSeq, a predicted model, not a curated record